UGAAUCAAGUUAAGUGGAGAAUCAGCGACUUACUGUUGAAGAAAUACUUGCAGUGAGAGAAAGAACCUGGGGUAACUUUCCAGGACAAAAGAGGAGACCGAGCGACAACGUCGACUACUGGACGCGGUUGGAUUCCUGCACAGAGCAGCAGGAGUGGAACUCCAGGAUGGAAGAGGAGGAUUCACAGCCCCCCCACAUUAAAGAGGAAGAGGAGGAUCCACGGCAGCACCUCAUUAAAGAGGAAGAGGAGGAGCACGGCAUCAGUCAGGAUGGGGAGCAUCUGGAAGGACUGGAGGAGUUCCCCGUGAUUGUUGUCCGUGUGAAGAGUGAAGAUGAGGCUGAGCCUCCAAGCAGCAGCAGCAGCUCAGCUCAACACACGACAACGGAAGCCGAUGGAGACCGCCGUGGAGGAUCACCGGCACAUAACCUCUUAGCUCCGCUGUCAGAGAGCGAUGACACGACAUCACACUCUCCCGACACGGAUGAUGACGACUCCGAAGUUGAUAUGACACGUCACACCGACAACACACGCUGGAAAUGCUCUCAGUGCGACAAAACCUUUGUCAGCAAGGGCAAUCUGAAGAAACACAUGAGAAUACACACAGGAGAGAAACCCUUUUCAUGCUCAGUUUGUGGCAAAAGAUUCAUUAAGAAGUCAAAUUUGAAAGUCCAUGCCAGAAUACACACUGGAGAGAAACCUUUCCUAUGCACAGUUUGUGGUAAAACAUUCUACCUCAAAGGUAAUUUAAAAAGACACACGUCAAUACACAAUGGAGAGAAACCUUUUUCUUGCACAGUCUGCGGUAAGACGUUCCACCUCAAAGGAAAUUUAAAAAGACACACCAAAGUACACACAGGAGAGAAACCUUUCCCGUGCACAGUUUGUGAUAAAACUUUCUACCAUAAAGGCGAUUUACAGAAGCACACCAAAAAACACACCGGAGAGAAACCUUUUCCUUGCACGGUGUGCGGUAAAAGAUUCUUUCAACAAAACGAUUUGAAAAGACACACAAGAGUACACACUGGAGAGAAACCUUUUCACUGCUCAGUUUGCGCAAAAGUGUUCACCGUAAAGGCGCACUUGGACGUGCACAUGAGGUUACACACCGGGGAGAAACCUUUCCACUGCUCCGUGUGCGAUGAAAGGUUUUACCAAAAAAAGUAUUUAAACAGACACGUGAGAGUGCACACCGGAGAGAAACCUUUUCCCUGAGUCCUCCGAAGGAAAGUUCACACAAAAAGUUCACACAGGGACGCAGUCGGUGUUCAGUGUGUGGUCAGCGCUUCAUUGCAACGCAACUGAACACUUCAGAGGGCAAACUGGGGAGAAACUAGAAGGCAAAGAACACUGUAAGGGAAACAUGUGCUCCAUAAAUGUCCUACGUAUGCUGUAUUGAUGGAUUGAUGGGACUCUGCACUGUAUAAAUGUGUGGUGAUGAAUACGCAAUAAGAAAGACAACAUUUGGAAUUUGUUCAACCUGUUUUCAUUCAUUUACAAGGACAAAGACGGUUAAGUCAAACGUACAUUGAAAUCUCCAUAGAGAGAGCAUGAUCAUGCUUAUACUGCCAUCUAGUGGUGAAACCUGGAACAAACUAUUAUUAAUGAAUGUUUAUUAUUUUAUGUACUUUUUAUUUUUUCCCCACCCCACUUCUAGGAGAAGUUACAUGCUUUUUAUAAUGAGGAUAAUUUUUAAAAAUGUACUUUUAAUACCUUUAACCCUAACCCUAAGAUUUCAAGCCAAAAGUCGUAAAUUUAACACAAAAAAGCUGCAAUAUUACGGGAAUAAAGUUGUAAAUUUACCAGAGAAAAAAGUC
Doryrhamphus excisus (bluestripe pipefish) is the source of this 1815-nucleotide messenger RNA. NCBI's taxonomy places the organism in Eukaryota, Metazoa, Chordata, Actinopteri, Syngnathiformes, Syngnathidae. The record is from RefSeq and is a predicted model, not a curated record.